Microbotryum saponariae is the source of this 207-nucleotide messenger RNA. NCBI's taxonomy places the organism in Eukaryota, Fungi, Basidiomycota, Microbotryomycetes, Microbotryales, Microbotryaceae. The record is from the annotation of a GenBank genome assembly.
AUGGAGCAGCACAGCCCUGGCGCGCAAGCUCGGAGCGGUGCAAACUUCGUCUCAAAACAGGCUGGAGGUGGGGAUUGGUGCAGGAGUGUGGGGUCGAGUCCCUUUCGGCUGUCCGCGAGGGACCAAAGACUUUUCGUCUCACCGAGGAUGUAUAAGCAAGACCGGUUUGGACUCCUGAUUUCCGGCCCGGCGAAGGCUGACGCUUAG